This is a messenger RNA of Balaenoptera ricei (Rice's whale), 3209 nucleotides long. It is a transcript of the gene FGD4, whose product is annotated as FYVE, RhoGEF and PH domain containing 4. The transcript is spliced from 17 exons. Bases 88 to 2910 code for a protein of 940 amino acids. Gene Ontology annotation, biological process: filopodium assembly; cytoskeleton organization. NCBI's taxonomy places the organism in Eukaryota, Metazoa, Chordata, Mammalia, Artiodactyla, Balaenopteridae. Gene Ontology annotation, cellular component: cytoplasm. Gene Ontology annotation, molecular function: guanyl-nucleotide exchange factor activity; metal ion binding. The record is from RefSeq and is a predicted model, not a curated record.
AGCGCUUGCAGAGGAGACGCCGGAGCAGAAGGGCGCCGGCGCCGAGCAGCCCGAAGUUGUCUCCGUCGAGUCGCGCCGAGCCUGGGCAUGCAAGCAACGCCCCCGGGGGUCCGGUCGCCCCUCAGGAGCCCGCCGAGCGCGCGCUUGCGGCCGGACGAGGGCGGGCGAGGGUGCCGAGCCGCGAGCGAACGCAGCAAAAUGAGUGGCGAGGGCGACUACAGCUUCAGACGGGUGGCGAUCCGACGGAAGUCCAACCCCUCCUACCUGCCGCCUGGGACCCCCCGGCCGUGGAGUCGGCCCUCGUCGCACCUGCAAUGGGCCGAGAAGGCCACGUCCAGGGGCCAGGCCCCCGAAGACGCCCCAGGCAGCAGUACCUGUCCAAAGAUCACUAUAGUUUCACCUUGCUUGAAAAGCAGCACAACCACACUGAUUGAUCAGAAUGUAUCUGAUGAAGAGGCUCAGGGAAUAAAUGGGAAAACUCCAGCAAAACACUCAGCUGCAAGUCCAAAGCCACAAGUGCCUCCAAAGCCACUACACCUGCAGAAUUCACCUUCGUCCAAUAUACACCAAACCCCCAGGCAUAAAGCUUUAUCUAGUGCAAAACCAAGGAUGGAGGAAGUUAAACCUGCCUCUGCUUCUUGUGUCUCAAAAGAAAAACCCAGUAAGAUAUCAGAUCUCAUCAGUCGCUUUGAAGGAGGCAGCUCAUUAUCAAAUUACAGUGAUUUGAAAAAAGAUUCUGCUGUGAACCUAAAUGCGCCUAGAACCCGAGGAAGGCAUGGAUUGACAACCACACCUCAGCAAAAACUCCUCUCCCAACACUCACCACAGAAGCAGGGAAAUGAUACAGAUCAAUCUCAGGGUGCACAGACUUGUGUGGCUAACGGUAUGGUAGCAGCACAAACCCAGAUGGAAUGUGAGGAGGAUAAAGCGGCCACUCUUAGCCCAGAUACUCCUAUUCAGACUUCUGAACCCUUGCCCGAUACAAACUUAGUGAAUGGAGAAAGACAGGAAACAGCCACAGACCCUGCAUCCCCCACAACAAAUGACUGUGAUGAAAAUGCUUCUGACAGUAGCUGCAGGACUUUACAUGUCGGCCCAGUGCUCCCCCUGGAAGAAGGAAGGGCAGACACAGAAGCCAAGGUACAGGAGAGGGAAGAUGGAGAAAGCCCCCUAGAACUGGAACAGCUGGACCAGCACCAUGAGAUAAAGGAGACUAAUGAGCAAAAACUUCACAAAAUAGCCAAUGAACUUUUGCUUACAGAAAGAGCUUACGUCAGCCGACUUGACCUCUUAGAUCAGGUAUUUUAUUGCAAACUACUGGAAGAAGCAAAUCGAGGCUCAUUUCCAGCAGAGAUGGUGAAUAAAAUCUUUUCUAAUAUUUCAUCAAUAAAUGCCUUCCAUAGUAAAUUCCUAUUGCCAGAGCUGGAGAAAAGAAUGCAAGAAUGGGAAACUACCCCUAGAAUUGGUGACAUCCUUCAGAAAUUGGCCCCAUUCCUUAAGAUGUAUGGAGAAUAUGUGAAGGGAUUUGAUAACGCAAUGGAAUUGGUUAAAAACAUGACAGAGCGUAUUCCCCAGUUCAAAUCAAUAAUUGAAGAAAUUCAGAAACAGAAGAUCUGUGGGAGCUUGACUUUGCAGCAUCACAUGCUAGAACCUGUUCAGCGGAUUCCCCGGUAUGAGAUGCUCCUUAAGGACUACCUAAGGAAAUUGCCUCCUGGUUCUCCGGACUGGAAUGAUGCUAAAAAAUCACUUGAAAUUAUAUCUACAGCAGCAAGUCAUUCUAAUAGUGCAAUAAGAAAAAUGGAGAACCUAAAGAAACUCUUAGAGAUUUAUGAAAUGUUGGGAGAAGAAGAAGACAUUGUAAAUCCUUCAAAUGAACUAAUAAAAGAAGGACAGAUCCUCAAACUAGCUGCUCGGAACACAUCGGCACAAGAGCGCUACCUUUUCUUAUUCAACAACAUGUUGCUGUACUGCGUGCCAAGAUUCAGCUUGGUGGGCUCUAAAUUCACAGUUCGAACCAGGGUUGGCAUUGAUGGAAUGAAAAUUGUAGAGACUCACAAUGAGGAAUAUCCACACACUUUCCAGGUAUCUGGGAAAGAGAGAACACUGGAACUACAAGCCAGUUCUGAGCAAGACAAAGAAGAAUGGAUCAAGGCACUUCAAGAGACUAUUGAUGCUUUCCAUCAGAGGCAUGAAACCUUCAGAAAUGCAAUUGCCAAGGAUAAUGACAUUCACUCAGAGGUUUCUACUGCUGAGCUAGGAAAAAGAGCCCCAAGAUGGAUCCGAGAUAAUGAAGUUACAAUGUGUAUGAAAUGCAAGGAGUCUUUUAAUGCCCUGACGAGGAGAAGGCAUCAUUGUCGAGCAUGUGGACAUGUGGUUUGUUGGAAGUGUUCUGAUUAUAAAGCUCAACUUGAGUAUGAUGGUGGUAAAUUGAGCAAAGUUUGUAAAGACUGUUAUCAGAUAAUAAGUGGAUUCACAGACAGUGAAGAAAAGAAAAGAAAAGGAAUUUUAGAGAUUGAAUCUGCAGAAGUAUCUGGAAACAGUGUGGUGUGCAGUUUUCUUCAAUAUAUGGAAAAGUCAAAACCUUGGCAGAAAGCUUGGUGUGUGAUCCCCAAACAAGACCCUCUUGUGCUGUACAUGUACGGUGCCCCCCAGGAUGUCAGAGCCCAGGCCACCAUUCCACUCCUAGGCUACAUUGUGGAUGACAUGCUGAGGAGUGCAGACCUGCCACACAGUUUCAAACUGACCCAGUCCAAGUCUGUGCACAGCUUUGCUGCAGACAGUGAAGAACUGAAACAGAAGUGGCUGAAAAUCAUCCUUUUAGCUGUCACAGGUGAGACGCCAGAUGGUCCUAGUAAGCAUCCAGCCACUUUGGACGAUGAUCCUGAACCUAAGAGAAAAUCAGAAUGCUGAGUUCCAGGGCCUACCGCGGUAUGGAGGGGGGGAUCUCAAGAUUUACAGCUCAAGACAUUCUCAGCUCUCCUUAUUCAUCUCUUAGCACUUUAUGUUGAAAAAUACAAGCUCAUAAAUGCAUCUUUGGGGGGACUAUUUUCCUAUGUUUAUGUACUCUUACUGAAAUUAAUGUGUAGAGCCAUUCUACCCAUAAAGUUUGAAAUAAUGUGAAAAAUGGAGCAUUUUUUAAUGAGCUAUUCCUUGAAUAUGUACUUUUGUCUUGGAAAAAACUGGUAUCAAUUCUAUCACUUCAGGUUAGA